AUGGUUGGGCAAACGGCGCAAGAAGUUGACAAUGAAUGGGGGGAGGAAAACCAACCGGAAUCAACACAUGUAGAUGAGCUAGAAGGUCAACCGAGUGAAUUUGAGGCUAGGGAAGAGGAGGUAGAGGAGCAACACCCAAGAGGAGAUGAACAAACGACGGAAGACAAUUUGCCCGAGGAAACACACGAAGAUCAAACCGCAACAGAGGAAGGUGAUCAGGCGUCGGAGCAACUUCUACCACAUGAAGAGGAUACUGAUCAUGAUCAAGUAGUAGAAGAUAAUGAAAAGCAGUCUGUCGGGCUUGAUGAAGGUGAGACAGAUGAAGAUAUUAAUUAUUCAGAUAAUGGAAGUAUGGAAGUCGACGAUGGUAAUCAAGAAAAUAUUGAAAAAGAACAGGAUUCCCCCACGUCAACGUCUGCAGACAAAUCCGAAGGAGCUAAAACUAUGCCUCCUAUUGAAGAGGAAAGCCCUGGAGAUGGAAAUGCCGAAAGGGAACCUGAAUCACCGAGUGAAGUUAGCAUUGAACGCUCCCCAGAAGUUGAUGGGGAAGAGGCUCCAGAGUGA
Molecule: messenger RNA, 564 nt
Organism: Coccinella septempunctata (seven-spotted ladybird)
Lineage: Eukaryota; Metazoa; Arthropoda; Insecta; Coleoptera; Coccinellidae
Product: 39 kDa FK506-binding nuclear protein-like
Exons: 2
Coding region: 1-564 (187 amino acids)
Source: RefSeq, a predicted model, not a curated record